This is a messenger RNA of Halichondria panicea, 2425 nucleotides long. Its product is annotated as G-protein coupled receptor-associated protein LMBRD2-like. Bases 30 to 2279 code for a protein of 749 amino acids. The transcript has 14 exons. NCBI's taxonomy places the organism in Eukaryota, Metazoa, Porifera, Demospongiae, Suberitida, Halichondriidae. Gene Ontology annotation, cellular component: membrane. The record is from RefSeq and is a predicted model, not a curated record.
UCUAUAUUAAAGUGAACAAGACCACAAAAAUGAGUGAAGAAGACGUAACACGUUUCACUGCCCCAAUUAUCAUCAUUAUCGAGUUUUUACUAGCUCUGGUACUAGCUGUCUACCUGUUGUACCAGUAUGGAGACAUCAAGAGGCAAAAUCCGUUUGUUACAGUGUGUACUCUGAUCAUUUGGUUCAUGAGCUUUGUCAUCAUCUUCCUUCUUCCUGUCGACGUAUCAUCAGGUUUCUAUGAGUUGUGCCUAAGCCAUCAACAAGCUAGCUCACCUGAACCACCUGCUCAAAACACUUGCAUACAACUGACGGACAAUGAAACUAAAGGCGUCUUAACAUGUUCAAGCCUCGUAUGCCCAGCUAGUACUGACCAAAACUUCACAAUGUUUAGGCAACGCUGUGUUGACUGUUGUUUUCAGCCAUAUUCAUUUGUGUGCCCCUUACCCUUGGAGGUUAUCUGGUACAUCAUCUAUUGGCUUUUCUUCAUACUUUCAUGGAUAGUGCUGCCUCUGGAGCAGUCCUACGUGCUGGCCAGCUACUUCAGCUUCUGGAAGAAGAUAGUGAGAGCACUGAUCGAGAAUGCUAUCUUUUACGCCACCUUUCUCGUCAUAUUUGUCAUACUCUUCAUCUACCUGGUUGUCGUCGAGAAGAUUGUUGCUUUAGAGAAUCUCCCUUCCCUGCUGGCCACUGCGUCCAACACCUGGGGGCUGAUCAUCCUCACCGUAUUGCUAGGAUACGGACUAGUGGAGGUACCCAGGUCCCUGUGGAAUACGUCGAGGAGGACCUACUCCCUCAACCACUGCUACUUCAGUGCCUCCAAGCUUUACAUCGACAUGUCAGAGAGGGAGGAAAAAUUCAAGGAAGUAAUUGAGCGUGUGACUCAGGUAGCCCGUAGUGUUCACUAUAAUGACCCGUUUCGUAAGUACAUCAACGUCAUCAUCAAGAAGUUCCCUAAAGAGAUGCAAGGAGAGUUUAGCAAGGGCCACGACGAUUACGAGGACUUCAGGAGUGGAGAGGACCCUCUCACUAAGCGCUCUCUGGAGUCUCUGCUCAAGCAAAGCAUGAAGGCUGUCAGAUACUUCAACAGCACCAAGAUUCACUGGCUGGCCUUGACUGACCAAACCUUGCAGUUGGAGGACGUGGAGCUCAACGCCACUAAGAAACCACGGAUAUUUGAGUCCUCCUUGAGGAAGAAAACGGAGUCCUGGUACACCACUCCUCUUGCAACAGCAGAGUGGUACUGGAAGUUAUGGUUCCGGCCGUGGAGUUACCGAGUGGCCGCUAUCUUCCUGGCUCUGCUCUCUAUCAUGAUAAUCUGGUCGGAGGUCACCUUCAGCAUUCAGCAGGUGCAACCCUCCCUCUCCAUAUUUGCCGUGAUAGCCCACAAGUUGCAUGAGGUUGGUAACUACAUCUCAGUGGAAGUGCUCUCCAUCUGUGUUGUGGCCUACAUGAGUAUAUGCUCUUACUACACUGUGUUCAAGAUACGCAUAUUCAAUCUCUACUACCUGGCGCCCAAUCAUGCCACUGAUGAAUACUCACUCCUCUUCAGCGCAGUUCUGCUGAGUCGACUUGCCCUGCCCAUCUGUCUCAACUACCUCUACAUGAUAGCAGUGGUGGACCUGGUGGCACAUCCUGACCCUCAAUACCCUCGACCUGAGACCGCUUUCGCCUUGGCCACGGGCAACACAGACCUUAUCCCCUGGCUCACCAACUACUUCUACAUCUAUUACCCAAUAGCCAUCCUCCUGGUGUGCAUAGCCACUCUGCUCAGUUUGGGCAGCCGGCUAGCCUCACUGCUAGGCUACCAAAAGUUUAUUGGGGAAGAUGACUUUUCUAUGGAUUAUAUAGAAGAGGGCAAGACACUCAUGAAGAGAGAGCGGAGGAUCAGACAGAGGCAUCUCAGGGACUUUGGGAAGAAAAUGUCCCGUGACCAGUUGCCUGUUGACCUGCUCAGAGAGACCAGAGACAGUGAGAGAGCUCCUCAGAGAAGAAGGGAGAGCAUAGACAAAGAUGACGAUGAUUCAAAACUAGGACGAUUCCUCACUAGAGCAAAGAGUGCAGCCAGAAAGGGCAAAGAAGGGUUAGUCGCAAAGUACAAAGCAACCAAGAACCGUGCAGGGAAACAUGAGGACUCUGUCGAAUUGUUGCCUAGCAACUCGAGCUCGGAGGAGUUGCAGAGAUCGGCUCGAGUGGCAAGUAGUGUGAGGGUGGAGCGAGGGGCGGGGCAUGUGUCCAGAUCCAAUGCCCCACCCCCUAGGGACUUGUUCAAUGACUUGUGAACUAGUUUUUCAUGUCACAUAAUUAUCGAUUAUGCAAGCACUCCUGAUUAUUACUUAUGGUGAGAAUUAUUAGACAGGUGUAUUAUUUACUUGCCAGUUAUAAUUUUUAUAUCAAUGCAAUCUAUGAUUAUGAUUAAUAAUUAUUA